This is a messenger RNA of Apis dorsata (giant honeybee), 1402 nucleotides long. RefSeq names its product homeobox protein SIX4 (gene Optix). Gene Ontology annotation, molecular function: DNA-binding transcription factor activity, RNA polymerase II-specific; RNA polymerase II cis-regulatory region sequence-specific DNA binding. Gene Ontology annotation, cellular component: nucleus; transcription regulator complex. The record is from RefSeq and is a predicted model, not a curated record. Bases 1 to 1245 code for a protein of 414 amino acids. Lineage: Eukaryota; Metazoa; Arthropoda; Insecta; Hymenoptera; Apidae. Gene Ontology annotation, biological process: regulation of transcription by RNA polymerase II. The transcript is spliced from 5 exons.
AUGGCGACGUGGAUGGGAUCCGGCCAAUCCCGGCUGGCGAGGUUCCUUUGGAGCCUUCCAGUCGCGCAUCCCAACAUCCAGGAAUUGAAUCAAAGCGAGGCUGUGCUGAGGGCAAGAGCUAUCGUCGCUUUCCACUCGGGACAUUACAGAGAGUUGUACGCCAUACUGGAGAGGCACAAGUUCACCAAGGACUCCCAUGGUAAACUCCAAGCGAUGUGGCUGGAGGCGCAUUACCAGGAAGCAGAGAAGCUUCGAGGAAGGCCCCUAGGCCCAGUGGAUAAGUACAGGGUUAGAAAGAAAUUUCCAUUACCGAGGACGAUCUGGGAUGGGGAACAAAAGACUCAUUGCUUCAAGGAGAGAACCAGAUCGUUGUUGAGAGAGUGGUACCUCCAGGAUCCGUAUCCGAAUCCCGGGAAGAAGAGGGAACUCGCCGCGGCGACGGGCCUCACGCCGACGCAGGUUGGUAAUUGGUUCAAGAACAGGAGGCAAAGGGAUCGUGCUGCUGCAGCAAAAAAUAGAAUGCAACAGCAAUCUGGGACAGGAAACGGGAAUACGCGACGCGCGUUGAGUCCAGGGCCGGGUGGCAGCGAUUCGGAGGACUCGGAUAUCUCGCUCGGCGGCACAUCGCCCGCGUCGCCGAGUUCCUCACCUCCGCCAACUCAUCAACCAUCUCCUGUUCCUCUCGGGCCCCUUGGUCCCCUGCCUCCGCCAUCCUUAAAUUUCCGUUUCGAUCCUUCGCAAUCGCAGUUUCGAUUCAACCACGCGACGGCCUUCAAAUUCCCGCCGACGGGCUUCCGGUUUGGACCGCACAGCCCGCAACACAAUCAUCCCAACAUCUCGGGCGGUGGAAUCUUCAGGCUGACGGAAACGAGCCCGUUCCAAGCUGUGGGGCCCAGGGGUGAUCUCGGUUCCAGAUUACCCGAUCCUCUGGGUCUACCACCCCCGAGGUUGCAUCCGCACGAGGGCCUGCUCCACCAUCCCCACGUACACUCGCGUCUGUCGGACAGCCUGUCGGAAGCGCACAGCCCGCCAUUAAUGGCCACGAACCUGUCCGUGACGGGCCCUCUAAGGGUUGCGGUGCCCAGCCCUCACACGCCCUCCUCGCGAGGCAGCCCACCGCAAACGGCCAACAGUCAACAGACACCUCAGGGUCAGUCUCAAGGCCAGGGAUUGAUAAGGGUCGCAACGCCUCCCCCGCCGAACCCGAAACCGCCCCAGAUCCACAGACCGUUCUCGCCCGCGUGAUACGACACUAAGGACGACGAGCCGGAACACGCGAUUUCGAGGGAAACGGGGGAGGACGAUCAUCGACGGGCCGUCGGUGUGUCGGGGAAACCGGUGACGAUGGCCACCAGUGACGAGCAUCAGUUUUUCGAGAAACGGUUCGAGGUUUUGUGAAAAA